Cucurbita pepo subsp. pepo (vegetable marrow) is the source of this 4999-nucleotide messenger RNA. The record is from RefSeq and is a predicted model, not a curated record. NCBI's taxonomy places the organism in Eukaryota, Viridiplantae, Streptophyta, Magnoliopsida, Cucurbitales, Cucurbitaceae.
CACUGCCAUGUUUGUCAGCCACCAUUUACUCUGGCUUACCAAACCAUAGAUAUCGUACGCCUUUCCCGCCAUAGAAUUCGCUUUCAAGGAGACAUUUCGAGUGAUCGAAGGCGAUUUGAUUACUAGCGCUGCCUGAUCAAUCACCAUAGCAGCUCUCAGUUACUCGAUAAUGGCAGAACUUCGAAACUUCGAUCGGAAAAUUGGACUGCCAUCACUGUCCACUUAAAUCGACAAAUUAUAAGAUGCCGAGAACGGAGGACAUUCUCAAACUUCCGGUGCAAGAUCCAACAUGCUUGGAGUUCUCUGCUGCUCAUAUCAUGUGGGAAAAAAUAGAAGGUGGUCGUCAAGGUGGUGCUGAUAUCGCUCUAGUUCCAUUUUCUAGAGUUGAGGAUUUCGUAAAAGGAGAAUCUUCCAAUGCAGAAUGUCCUGCUCGCUUUCGCAUUGAAUCAAGAAGGAAAAGAACUGCAGGGAGUGUCAGCAAACCAAGGCUCGAUGGUUAUCUCGAAUAUAUAUUGUAUUGGUGUUCUUAUGGUCCAGAAGAUUACCGAGCAAGUGACGUUGGUGUUAGGCGUAGCUCAAUCAUCAAACCUGCAUCUGGGAAGAGCAGCAGACCAGGAAGACGUCACAUGAUGAGAGGUUGCCUCUGCCACUUUACUGUUAAGCGCUUAUAUACACAGCCACAUCUUUCUCUCAUCAUCUAUAACCAAAGAAAGCAUAUUGAUAAGUCAGGAGCUCCUUGCCAUGGGAUACUUGACCAUGAUGCUGUUGGGACAAGAGCUAUGUAUGCGCUGAGAAUUUCAGCGGAAUUACGUCAAAAGAUUAUGUCCAUGCUGCAUGAAGGAAUAUCUGUAGACAAUAUUGUUCAGCACCAUACAGAGGUUGUACAGAGGCAAGGGGGACCCCGAACUCGUGAUGAUUUUCUUUCUCGUAGUGAUGUCCGUAACAUGGAAAGAGCUAUUCGUAAUUCUUCACAUGAGCUUCAUCCAAAUGAUGAUUGUAGUGUGAAGAUAUGGGUGCAACGAAAUAAGAAAAUCGUUUUCUUCUUUCAAGAGCGUAGUGAUUGUGAGCCUUUUGUCUUGGGCAUACAAACAGAUUGGCAGCUACAACAGAUGUUGCGUUAUGGUCGUAAUGGCUCUGUUGCUUCCCAUUCAACAUUUGGAUCAAAGAAACUACGGCUUCCACUAUGUAGUUUACUUGUUUUUGACUCAUCCCAAAACGCCAUUCCCGUUGCUUGGAUCAUUGCAUCCUCUUUUGCUGAUCAAGACAUUCGUAAAUGGCUUGGAUUGCUAGCUGAAAGACUUCGUGCGAAGGAUCCCAAAUGGAGAAUUGGUUCCUUUUUAUUAGACAAUCCUUCUUUUGAGGUUUCUAUUAUAAGGGAGGCUUUUCAGUGUCGGGUUCUAUUAUGCAUAUGGCAUGGUCGUCGCAAUUGGAUGAGGAAUCUUCUUAAAAAGUGUUCUAAUUUGGAUGUACAAAGAAAGAUGCUUAAGCAAUUAGGGAAAGUUUUGUAUUGCACAAGGAUUGGGUUAGGUUUUGCAGAUGCAAUGGAGCAGUUCAAGGAAAUAUUUGCUGAUCAGUGUGCUUUUGUUGAUUAUCUUACAAAUACGUGGUUGCCUGACAUAGAAUUGUGGAUAAACAGUAUACGGUCGCUACCUGUUUCCACUUUGGAGGCUAAUGCGGCGAUUGAAUCAUACCACAUUAGAUUAAAAUCCAAGCUUUUCAAAGAGCAAAACAACAGUUCCUUGUCAAGAGUUGACUGGCUGAUCCACACUCUUACAACUCAGUUUCACUCCUCAUAUUGGUUAGACCAAUACUGUCUAGUGAACGGAUAUUUUGGGAAUUUCAGAGAUAAAUCCAUCUUAACUAAUGCAUGGAACAAGGCAUUACACAUCCCAGAUGUAGAUGUUAUGCUAGAUGAGUCAAAUCUUCAGUUUGCAAAAGUAAUAUCUCAGUCAAAAAGAAAUCUGGAAUAUACAAUUUGGGAUCCUGGUUCAGAGUUCUCUUUAUGUGAUUGUUCUUGGUCAAGGAUGGGAAAUCUCUGUAAACAUGUCAUCAAGGUCUCACUGAUAUGUAAAAGGCAGCAAGCUGCAAGACCAUUGUUGGCUUCUCAAGUUUAUCAGGAUCAUGGGACAAACUGUCAGCACAACCCUGUUCUUUUUUACCAUUGAUUACAUUUACUGACAUACAACAAGAAGCAGAAGGCUCGAAGGAUUUGUCAGAUGGUGGCUUGCUCCAGCUUAUACAUCUUGAUACUGAUUCCCAGAUGGAAGAUAAUGUUCUCUUCUCUGAUCCUGAAAUUUUCAAUGCAAGUUUUGUAUCAGUUUCAUUGUUUAGUAACUAUUUAUUUAACUUUUGUCAUAAAAACUAUGAAUAAUUUUGUUUGUUCUAUCAGAUAUGGGCUGGUAGAAAAGGCUUAGCCAUAAUAUGAGUUCUACGUUGGCCAGGAUCUGAGAGUUUCAGAUGGAUGAAAUGCAGCUGAUAGGGUCUGAAGGAUGGCCACUCUGUUGAUGAGGUCCACAUUUGGUUUUGCAUUAAAGCUGUUUCACUUUUGCUAGAGGUGGGGAUGGUAAUGUGAUACUGAUGGCGGUGACGGCAAUAUUGAAGUUAUGGAGGUGAUGAUGGUGUUGAGGAUUGUUGGAAGGUAGUCCCACGUUGGCUAAUUAAGAGGUUGAUCAUGGGUUUAUAAAUAAGGAAUAGAUCUCCAUUGAUAUGAGGCUUUUGAGGAAACCAAAACCAAAGCCACGAGAAUUUAUGCUCAAAAUGGACAAUAUCAUACCAUUGUAUAAGGCAUUUUGGAGGUUCGUGAAUCCUAACGAGUGGGGAAGGAGAUGGUGAAGAUGAAGGAAGAAGAUGGUGAAGAUGAAGGAAGAGGGGCUGCAAGCGGUUUACAAGAAAUUGUGAUCAACAGGCCUGGACAGAAAUACUUUACAUUGCAAAGUUGAUUGCUUUGGCUUUGCUCACAAACAAUUCCCGUGGCUUGCCCAGUGAAAAGUUUGUAUUGUAUACUAAAUUUCUGCAGCUUGAGAAGCUUGCAGACAGGUUAUUAUGUGUCACAUUGAGCGUUUCCAAGCUCGGCAUUUUCCCAUGGGACUUCGGAAACUGAUGGCCAAGAUUAUAAAGAAACGCUUUCAUUAGAUACUAUUGUUCAUUGCGGUUUCUUCACUCGGUGUACUUGACAUGGCAAGACAUCCACGAAACUUAUUGGCAAGAACAAUCACAGAAAUUGGCGAGUUUUUAAAUAAUCAGGCAGUACGAAGGCAAAUCGAUAGUGGUGGAUAAAAAUUGUAAUAGAGUUCUUUAUCAAAAAAGAAAUUGGCGUACUCACCUUCAAACUCAUUGAACUGAAGGCCAAGAUAUUUAUGACUUGGGAAAUUUAGAACAUCAAGAGGAAAUUUCCCUGCAAACCAGUUGUUUUGGAAACUGUUUAGAACUUGAUAGCAAAACUGAUUUAAAAAUUGUGGAAAAUGGCAUAUCAGAUAGAAGGUGUAGCUCUUCAGGAAGAUAUCCAGUAAUGUUUCCAUGGUUUAGAUCAAUGCCUUCAACAUAUAGGAUUUAAGGGUCAUCAAGAGCUUUGAAGCAAACGCACCUGUACAGUAGCGCAUAUUGCAUCCUACCCAAUUGGCAGUUAUGUUUAGCAGGUUUGAGAUAAUGGCUUUUCUCCAAGCUUAUAGAGCAAGUGCUCAGACUGUGAACCUGCAAGCUCGUUUUGUUUAUGAAGGAUAAUUUUUGAGCUACGAUGAGGCAAACAAGCGUGAGAAAGGUGGUUUUGAGAAUGGUGGCAUGCUCAAAUUUUGCAGGAUACUAAGUGACGAUCGUGAGGGAAACGCAUUGCACUGUGGAGGCUACCAUUUCCGAGUUCAUGACAGUUGAAGGACGCUGGAUGUUAAAGCAUACGUGUGUCACUGUGGCAACAUCUUUUUCAGUAUUGAAGAUAAUUCAAAAGAGAGGGGUAGAAGAGGAAAUUCAUGCGCUGGCCAUAAGGGGGAUGGCGACACCCGAAACUCCACCGUAUCGCUGUCGUUCUUUGAGAAACGCGCGUUGCGAAGCCUCUGGAAACCGCGCCCUCGCCUUUACUAUAAAUACCGUUUCUCUUUGAACUGUACCUCACACACCUUCGGAUUCUUGUCUUUCUCGUCUUCAUUUCUCAUCUGGUUCUUGAACUCAUCGAGUUUCUCGGCUGUUCGGUGCUUCGAUUUUUGUGUUCGAUCUCUUUUCGUAGCUGUUUUUGGUAUUCGGGUUCGCAUCUGCAAGCUUGUGUGUUCGCCGACUGAACGAAGUUCGUUAUUCUAUUUAGAUAAUUUUCUGUGGUUUUUCUGUAGUUUGUAAUUCUUGUUUUUGAUCAUCUUUUGGUGGAACGGUGGAUUUUAGUUUUAUCUUGUCUUCUUUCUUCGGCAAAUGUGAUGUGCAUUUGCUUUCUGGCUUGAAUUUUUUGUUUGGUUUCUUUGAUGAUUUUAUCGCGAAAUAGAUGGGGAUUUGGGAUCUUAUACCUUCUGGUUUAGUUCAACUUGUUGUGAGUGGUUCUCGAUUGUGUUCUUGUUCCCUCGGCAACUACAAUUGUGGAGGUAUAUGGUCCCAAAUUUUCUAUAAUUUUUUUUGCUUGCGAUAAUGAAGUCAAAUUUCUCCUUGCAAUUUUUUGGGUGCGCACUAGGCUGUUUGGUUCUCUGCGAUUAAUGGCUCUGGGGAUGUUCGUUCCCUAGUUUUGUCUGAGGUUUCUCUUGCAGCUAGGUGUUGCUGAAGUUGAUGGAUUGAGCGAUGUUUCGAUUUGAUGAUAUAUCUUGGUCUGAAGUUUUUGUAUUUCUAGAGUACAUUUUGAUUGUGUGUUGAAAUGCUUUUCGGUUAGGGUUUUGUUUAUAGAAACUAAGAGCUAGAUGUCUGUUAAAAUUCCUUGCCUCCUGCAGUAUUGAAGACUUUGACGUCCGUUUUUGAAGUUGUUGAACUGAGUAGUGCUCAUGAAUGGAUGUUACAUCCUUGAUCACAAUUUUGAGGUUUUGACUUCGUUUUC